AUGAACCCUUCCUUGUUGCUCUCCCUCUCUCAGCACCCUCCCUCACUACCCCACAAAUCUCUUCCUCCCGCCAUCAUCCUACGUGUCACCUGCUUCCCCGCCUUCUCAGCGCUGGGCCUUGCUGAGCUGGCAGAUGAGCUGGCGUGCACUGAGGUGGCGCAAUUGCACGAGUACAGGCUGGAUGUGCAAACGAGAGCAGUAGAGGAGCGCUCUUUGUGCAAGAUCUGCUGCGACUUUCCUUCCAUCAACCCCAAAUCACUUUCAAUCCUCCGCCACAUCCUCUCAUUCAAUUCCCCUUCCUCUGCCUUCCCCCUUUCACCUCUCCUCCCCUCUCUCUUCGGCACUGGUGUGCUGCGACUUCCCUUUCAUCAACCCCAACUCACGGUGUGCUGCGACUUCCCUUCCAUCAACCCCAACUUCACGGGUCGCCCCCAUCGGUUUGCUUACUCUGCCCCAUUCAGAGCACAGAUCUGCUGCAACAUUCCUUCCAUCAACCCCAACUCACUUUCAAUCCUCCGCCACAUCCUCUCAUUCAUUUCCCCUUCCUCUGCCUUCCCCCUUUCAUUUCUCCUCCCCUCUCUCUCCGGCACUGGUGUGCUGCGACUUCCCUUUCAUCAACCCCAACUCAUGGUGUGCUGCGACUUCCCUUCCAUCAACCCCAACUUCACGGGUCGCCCCCAUCGGUUCGCUUACUCUGCCCCAUUCAGAGCACAGCCCAGCCGGGUUGGGCGUGGUAUCAGCAGAGUGCAACAGCCCUCCUCCGACUCCCUCCCACCACCACCAGGCACCACCAUUGCCUCAUUCAACGCCAUCAUGAAGCAUAUUUCGCACAAGGCACAUACCAGGUGCCCCACGCCUCUCUUCUAUCAGCACUGUCCCUUCCCUGUGUUCACACCCAUCCCCCCACUCUCCCUCCCACCACCACCUGGCACCACGGUCCCCUCAUUCAAUGCCAUCCUGAAGCACGACUUUGCACAAAGCACGUACCAGAUGCCCAACGCCCUGUCACACUCCCGGGACCUGAGGGCUCAAGCCAACGCAUACCGUCCAUCUGUCUCAUACCCCCACUCCCAAUCCCCCCUUUCCACUCCACCCCAACCACCACCAGGCACCACGGUUCCCUCAUUCAACGCCAUCAUGAAGUAUGAUUUCCAGCAAGGCACAUACCAAGUGUAUACCCUCCCACCCGGGAGGUUCUGUGGGGAGCAUGUGUUUGCUCCACGACACCACUUUCAGAGCAGCAGCAUGUUGCAGAGUGGUGAAGUGCGGUCAGAAGCAGUCAAAACGGGUAAAUCCGCGGUGGAAAUCGGUGAAGACGUGGUGGGGAUGGGUGCAGAGGAAGUGGAUGAUGGGUGGGUGUUGGCACUUGUGUGGGAUGAAGAGGAGAUGAGGAGCGAAGUGAUUGUGCUGGAUGCAAUGAAUCUGGACAAGCAGCCAAUGGCACGGGUCAUUCUUCCCAAGAGAGUACCUUAUGGCUUCCAUGGGACAUUCCUACCUGAUUGA
Molecule: messenger RNA, 1503 nt
Organism: Closterium sp. Naga37s-1
Lineage: Eukaryota; Viridiplantae; Streptophyta; Zygnematophyceae; Desmidiales; Closteriaceae
Source: the annotation of a GenBank genome assembly